UCACCCAGCCAGCAGACACUCCUGCUGCUUCUGUUUCCUUCCUCUCUCCUAUCAGCUUUAUUUUUCACCUUUUCCCUUUGUGCCUCGUGAUUCCUAAUACUCUCUCUCGUUCUCUUUUAUCUCGCUCUUUUUAAUCCACGAAUUUCUCCCACACUGUAGUCUCUCAAUCACUCUUUACUCUCUCUCUCUCUCUCGGAUGGCUUUUCGUCGGAAAACCGCUUUUGGGUUUGCCCAAAACCGCCAUUACCGACCACCAUUCGGCACCGACGUAUGAAAGUUAAACAGAAACAAGAGCUAAAUCCAUUUUUUUUAUUCUUUGCUGUUUGGCUAAAGAAUUACCCAAUGGCUUCUGUUUUUGAGUUUGGGUCUCUGGUAUUUUGGUUCAUGUCGCUUCUGCUCAUGUUCAGUGGAAGAGUCAACUCGGAGCCGACCCAGGACAAACAAGCCCUCCUUGCUUUCCUCAACCAGACCCCACACAAGAACCGCGUGCAAUGGAACUCGUCCGGGUCAGCGUGCGACUGGGUCGGAGUUGAGUGUGACGCGAACCAUUCCUAUGUGUACCGUCUCCGGCUUCCUGGUGUCGGUCUUGUGGGCCCGAUUCCGCCGAACACACUCGGUAGGCUGAGUGGGCUUCGAAUCCUGAGUCUUCGCUCAAACCGCCUCUCCGGUGAGAUCCCCUCCGAUUUCUCUAAUCUAACAUUCCUCCGCAGCCUUUACCUCCAAAACAACGAGCUCUCCGGCCAAUUCCCACCCAGCUUGACCCGCUUAUCUCGAUUGACUCGUCUCGAUCUCUCAUUCAACAACUUCACGGGUCCAAUCCCGUUCUCGAUCAACAAUCUCACCCACUUGACUGGUCUUCUUUUGGAAAACAACAGUUUCUCGAGUACAUUGCCGAGCAUUACAGCGAAUUUGGAUACAUUUAACGUCUCUAACAACCGCCUCAACGGUUCGAUCCCGGAAAAGUUAGAGAAAUUCCCUGAAUCAGCAUUCACCGGAAACUUGGAUCUCUGUGGGAGACCACUAGUACGACAGCCAUGCAACUCAUUCUUUCCAUCCCCAGCUCCGUCUCCAUCGGAAAACCCAAGCCAGAACCCGGUCCGUAAAAAGUCCAAAAAGCUCUCCACAGCCGCAAUAGUUUUAAUCGUACUUGGUUCGGUGGUGAUAGCCUUCCUUCUACUGAUAUUCCUCUUGUUCUGUCUCAAGAAACGAAAGCGUCGGCAGAUAGAUAAGUCGCCAAAGCCGCCAGUUACGACGCGUUCAGUGGUGACAGAGGCAGGGACAUCGUCGUCGAAGGACGACAUCACGGGUGGGUCUACCGAGGCUGAGAGGAACAAGUUGGUGUUCUUUGAAGGUGGGGUUUAUAGCUUUGACUUGGAGGACCUGCUGAGGGCGUCGGCCGAAGUUUUGGGGAAAGGAAGCGUGGGGACCUCGUACAAGGCGGUGUUGGAGGAAGGAACUACGGUGGUGGUGAAGAGGCUCAAAGAUGUGGCGGUCACGAAGAGAGAGUUCGAGAUGCAAAUGGAGGUGCUAGGGAAGAUCAAGCAUGAAAAUGUGCUUCCUCUCAGAGCGUUUUACUAUUCCAAGGACGAGAAAUUGCUUGUCUAUGAUUUCAUGACUGCCGGGAGUUUGUCUGCGCUUCUCCAUGGGAGUAGAGGGUCGGGCCGUACGCCACUGGACUGGGACAACAGAAUGAAAAUAGCAUUGAGCACCGCAAGAGGUCUUGCCCACCUACACGUGUCGGGAAAGGUUGUCCACGGCAACGUUAAGUCCUCCAACAUCCUCCUCCGACCGGACCAAGACGCGGCCGUCUCGGAUUAUGGACUCAACCCACUGUUCGGCACGUCGACCCCGCCCAACCGCGUCGCCGGUUAUCGUGCGCCAGAGGUGGUGGAAACCCGGAAGGUGACCUUCAAAUCCGACGUGUACAGUUUCGGGGUGCUACUGUUGGAGUUGUUGACGGGUAAAGCACCGAACCAGGCGUCGUUGGGGGAGGAGGGAAUCGAUCUUCCCCGGUGGGUGCAGUCGGUGGUCCGGGAAGAAUGGACGGCGGAGGUGUUCGACGUUGAACUAAUGAGGUACCACAACAUCGAAGAGGAGAUGGUGCAGUUGCUGCAAAUAGCAAUGGCGUGCGUUUCGACGGUACCGGAUCAGAGACCGGCGAUGCAAGAGGUGGUACGAAUGAUGGAGGAUAUGAAUCGGGGAGAGACGGAUGAUGGGCUACGACAGUCGUCGGAUGAUCCAUCAAAAGGAUCGGACGGUCAUACGCCACCACCGGAGUCAAGGACCCCACCAGGAGUGGUCACACCUUAGGAAUUCUUGGAAAGAGAGUAACGCAACAAGAGACAACGUGGGUGGGUCUCAUUAAAAGAAUGUGCACAGUGAUUGGGUGGUUCCAUAUGUGUUUUUAUUUUAUUUUUUGGAGUUUUUAUUUUUAUUUUUUAAAAAUAUUUUAAUUUGAAUGAUUUUUACAGGUGGAAGUUUGGAGAAGGGAUUCGUUCCAUGUACUCUGAUUUGAUGGAAUUAGUUGGGUUUUUCUUUUGUCAAUUUUAAUAUUUUAUUUUGUUGGUAUUCAA
Messenger RNA from Juglans regia (Persian walnut), 2573 nucleotides. RefSeq names its product probable inactive receptor kinase At2g26730. NCBI's taxonomy places the organism in Eukaryota, Viridiplantae, Streptophyta, Magnoliopsida, Fagales, Juglandaceae. The record is from RefSeq and is a predicted model, not a curated record. Bases 271 to 2310 code for a protein of 679 amino acids. Gene Ontology annotation, biological process: protein phosphorylation. The transcript has 2 exons. Gene Ontology annotation, molecular function: protein kinase activity; ATP binding; protein binding.